GUUUCCUUUCCCCAGGUCUUGCCAGAUACUCGCGCAGAUCAUGAGUUGCCACGUCGGCCCCGAAAUCAAUCUUAUUUUAGUUCGGGCAGCUUUGUAAAGGAAGCAGAGCACGCUCCAUUCAACGGACCAGAGAACAUGCCUGAUUAUCUAGUGAUGUUGACUCACCCUGGAGUACCUCCUCAUCGCCCAGAUCUGAAACAAAGUUGCAUUUGCGCCAUUCAACGAAACAUCUCGUUAGAAAAAGGACUGGUCAGAAAUGCGCACGUGCGCGUCACCGCACUCCACCGUCGAUUCGUCGAACGAAGAACAGGACUGUGCAAAUAUCGUGUUUCCUCACUGUAAAUACAAUUUGUCGUCGAAGAAAAGACCGAAGGCGUGUCCUUGUAAAAUUACAUUGGAUAUUUGUACACUUUCACUC
Suillus plorans is the source of this 418-nucleotide messenger RNA. RefSeq lists its product as uncharacterized. The transcript is spliced from 2 exons. Lineage: Eukaryota; Fungi; Basidiomycota; Agaricomycetes; Boletales; Suillaceae. The record is from RefSeq and is a predicted model, not a curated record. Bases 136 to 342 code for a protein of 68 amino acids.